Messenger RNA from Amphiprion ocellaris (clown anemonefish), 775 nucleotides. RefSeq names its product SOSS complex subunit C-like. Gene Ontology annotation, cellular component: SOSS complex; nucleoplasm; nucleus. Lineage: Eukaryota; Metazoa; Chordata; Actinopteri; Pomacentridae. The coding region runs from base 262 to 573 and encodes 103 amino acids. The transcript has a single exon. Gene Ontology annotation, biological process: DNA repair. The record is from RefSeq and is a predicted model, not a curated record.
GCUUUUAUUUUGAAAGCCGAGCUUUCGUGCUUGCAGGUGGUCGGCUGUGUUGCUAACAACAGUGAGCUAAAACAACGCAGUCUUCACGACUUAAUUCUGGACUUUCUUCGUGUCUCUCCGGUGUCCACAGCAGCAGCAACAACAACCUAGACAAACACACACCGCGAAGGCGCUAACAGCCGACUUUACCCGCCUCAUGGGCUUGUGAACCCGCUGUGUGCUAGCUGUUAAGCUAACAGCUAAGCUAACAGCUAAGCUAACAUGGCCGCCAACCCGCCCGGACCAGGCUUCCAGAACAAGACUCGGGUCGCCAUCCUGGCCGAGCUGGACAAGGAGAAGCGUCGGCUGCUGCAGAGCCAGUCCAUGAACAGCCCCGGAGCCAACAUCCCGCUGUCGUCCAGACCCAGCCUGAAGGAAGUGAGGGACAGCGCCGAGCAGCAGCACAUCGCCGCCCAGCAGAAGGCCGCCCUGCAGCACGCACACGUCCACUCGUCCGGCUUCUUCAUCACCCAGGACUCUUCGUUUGGAAACCUCAUCCUCCCGGUGCUGCCCCGGCUGGAGCCCGAGUUUUGACUCUGACAACCGUCACAGACACUGAUGGCAGCUCACAAACUGUUGUUCUGUUUUUUUUAAAUGUGUUCUUGUCCUGUAAUGACACAAUAAUUUAGAUUUUAACUGACAUAAUUAAACAUGGUAUUUGAACAUAAUAAGCGUGUUUGUAUCAGCAGGGAUUAGCAUAGGAAAGCUGUGUCCUCAUAAAGAAAUGACAUCCAUA